Salvelinus sp. IW2-2015 is the source of this 512-nucleotide messenger RNA. RefSeq names its product heat shock factor-binding protein 1. Gene Ontology annotation, biological process: cellular heat acclimation. Lineage: Eukaryota; Metazoa; Chordata; Actinopteri; Salmoniformes; Salmonidae. Gene Ontology annotation, molecular function: transcription corepressor activity. The record is from RefSeq and is a predicted model, not a curated record. Gene Ontology annotation, cellular component: cytosol; nucleus.
AGACAACGUGUUUUGCAUCUAGAGCUGCUGGUAGGGAAAGGGAUCCUGAAUUUAUUUCAGCCAAAGCUAUUUUUAGCUAGUUAGAGUUCAUUGUACACCACUUCAUAACACGCGUAUCGUUCACAGGAAAAACAUGGCAGAAACCGAUCCAAAGUCAGUUCAGGACCUUACUAAUGUGGUCCAGACGCUGCUGCAACAGAUGCAGGACAAGUUCCAGACCAUGUCUGACCAGAUCAUCGGGAGAAUCGAUGAGAUGAGCACCCGCAUUGAUGACCUGGAGAAGAACAUUGCCGACCUCAUGACCCAGGCGGGCGUGGAGGAGAUAGAAGGCGUCAAAGAACCACAGAUGAAAGAAGGGCAAGGGUCAUGAAGGUUGCCAAGUAACAAGAUGUCAAGGACUUUCUCCAGGAGUAGCAUACUUUUCCACUGUAACCAUUAAUUAUUUUGAUUUGGUGUGUUGUAAAGUUAUUUUUUAUAUUGACUAUUGCAAUAAAAGUAACAGUUCUUAUGUA